CUAAAAAAACAGUUGCUUUAAUUCUGGUCCUUAUUAAACGCACAUUCGUAUGAUUAAAUAGCAGGUAGAGCUCAUGUCCGGCACGAGUAGAAAUUGAUAUUUGGGAAGCCAAAAACAGAGAGAACAAAAAUGGGAAGCAAUAACAGAGAGUCAACUUUUUACAAAGAAGUGUUGCCAUUUACAGCUAUGGUGACUAUGGAAUGUAUAAAUGUUGGUUUAAAUACACUUUACAAAGCUGCUACUAACAAAGGCAUGAGUAAUCAUGUCUUUGUUGUUUACAGUUAUGGUCUUGCUGCUCUUCUACUUCUUCCUUCUCCUUUCUUCUCCACAAGAUCAAGAGUACUUCCACCUCUCAAUUGCUCAAUUCUUGCCAAAAUCCUUCUACUUGGAGUUAUCGGGAGUACAUCACAGAUAAUGGGGUAUACAGGCAUCAACUAUAGCUCUCCUACGCUUGCCUCCGCCAUCAGCAAUCUUGUCCCUGCUUUUACUUUCGUUCUCGCUGUCAUUUUCAGGAUGGAGAAGAUACAAUUGAAAAGAUCAACCACUCGGGCCAAAGUGUUGGGCACGGUGGUAUCCAUAGCUGGAGCAUUCGUAGUGACUAUAUACAAAGGCCCAAAAUUAUUAGUGCCUACCACAUCCACGCCCAAUUUACUACGUCAACCUCUCAGCUCAUCUCAAUCGAAUUGGAUGCUUGGUGGUCUUUUCCUCACAACUGAAUAUUUUUUAGUCCCCAUGUGGUAUAUAGUUCAGACAUGGAUUAUGAAGGAAUAUCCAGCAGAAGUGACUGUAGUUUUCUUCUACAACUUGUGUGUUAGCAUCCUAGCUGGUAUUGUAGGAUUUCUCUCUGAACCUGACUCAAACAAAUGGAUAAUUAAACCGGAUAUUGCACUGGCAUCUAUCCUCUGCUCUGGAAUAUUGGGGUCAUCCCUAAACAAUACAAUUCACACCUGGGCUUUGCGCGUGAAAGGACCUGUCUAUGUGGCAAUGUUCAAACCACUAUCCAUCGCAAUUGCAGUUGCCAUGGGAGUCAUUCUCCUAGGAGAUACUCUUUAUUUGGGAAGCAUCCUUGGAGCGACAAUAAUUGCCAUUGGAUUCUAUACUGUAAUGUGGGGAAAGGCAAAAGAGAUGCCUGAAUAUAUUGAUUCUAGUGAUCUCGAGUCGUCUCCAGACCAAAAGUUCCCGUUGUUACACAAUUACAAAAAUGAAGACAUCUAAAACAAGUAAGCAAUUAGUUGGAAGGCAGAAAGGGAUGUCACACACACAAAAGGCUGUAGCUGCAAAGCACGAAAUUCGCAAGUCACAAUAGAAUGUUCCACUUGUAUAGGAAGAAACAAGACGCUGCUCUGGAAAAAAAAAGGAGCAGCAAAUUGUUGGCAUAUAUAUCCAUCCUUUGUUCUGUACAGCUAUUCUGUAAAAAAGACUUCUUUACUACUAACAUAUUAUCAUUUGGCUUCAAAGUACUAAAAGUCAUAACAGAAUGUUCCACUUGUAUCUCAGGAAUGAACUAAAGCCUAUUUUAGUACUGUAACUGAAAAAAAAAAUUAAAAAGUGGAACUGGUAAUUAAGGCCUUGCUAGUUAAUCUCCAUUGAACAAGGAUUGUAUCUCAAUGGGUUCUAAUGUAAUUUAUACUAAGAAGAUUGUUAAA
Molecule: messenger RNA, 1646 nt
Organism: Solanum dulcamara
Lineage: Eukaryota; Viridiplantae; Streptophyta; Magnoliopsida; Solanales; Solanaceae
Product: WAT1-related protein At3g28050-like
Exons: 7
Coding region: 130-1215 (361 amino acids)
Cellular component (GO): plasma membrane
Molecular function (GO): transmembrane transporter activity
Source: RefSeq, a predicted model, not a curated record